Molecule: messenger RNA, 1372 nt
Organism: Aedes albopictus (Asian tiger mosquito)
Lineage: Eukaryota; Metazoa; Arthropoda; Insecta; Diptera; Culicidae
Exons: 3
Coding region: 82-1350 (422 amino acids)
Source: RefSeq, a predicted model, not a curated record
AUAUGCACCCUUGUGAGCUCGGAGAGUGCGCAGAAAGGCUUUCAGCCUUCAACGCACACGCAGCUCGAGAGUGGAAACGAGAUGGUAAAUUUAAGUGACCUUAUUUCGUUCGACGACUGCGUUGAAGUGGUACAAAGUUCCCUUGGCGAAGGGUUCCGUGUGAUCUCCUAUCGACUCGAGAAGGUUCCGGGUCAUCCUGGAUUCCUAGGCGAAUACGCCCAUUUGACGGUGUCCACCGUACAGAUAGGAACUAACCUAAGCCACGAUCAGUCGUAUUUCGUAAAGUGUUUGCCAUUCACCGAUGCGAAGCAACGUGAGGUUGUUCAGGACUUGGGAAUAUUCACCAAAGAAGCCGUUUGCUAUCGGGAGCUGUUUGCCCGAUUCGAGAGAAACCCCGGAAAGGUACUGAAAUGGAGACCGGAGUGUUGGCUGGCCCGGGACGAUCUGAUGGUGAUGGAAGAUCUUGUCGACGCGGGCUACCGAUCGAUGCCCUUUCAAAGAUCAUUCGGUAAAGAACACAUGAUGCUGAUAUUGGAACGAAUGGCACAGAUGCACGCCUGUUCACUGGAUUUGCAGUACAAUCAGAUGAAAGGGAGUAGGUUAGAUGAAAAAAUCGGUAAAAUGCUUUUCGAGACAACUUUCAUGCGGGAAAACCCUUGGUUUGUUGCGGGACUGAAGGGAGUACUCAAGGUAGCCUUGGAUGGGUCAAAGUACUCACGAAAUCCGGAUUACAGGUCCAUGAUUCAGUCCCAAUUGAUGGAUAAAAUGGACCGCAUCUAUGAGCUUUCCCAGCCGUCCCAUCGCUUUCAAUCGGUCAUAGUUCAUAAAGACCUGUGGUACAACAAUAUGAUGUUUAGAUUUGAAUAUGAUCAAACAGGGAACGUUUUGUAUGAUAAGCCCUUGGACUGCGUUUUGAUUGAUUUUCAGAUAUCGCGCUACCAACCACCUGCCAUCGAUUUCUUCUGCACCAUUUACCUGUUGACUCGGAGACCUCACCGAGAUCAAUGGUACGAUUUCUAUGUGCAAUACUACCACGAUCAACUACGCCAAAAACUGGACAAACUUCAACUACAGGUAGAUCUCAUUCUACCAUGGCAGCAAUGGUUGGAGAGUUUGGAGCACUACAAACUGUUCGGUUUGCUUUGGUCCGGAGUACUGCACGCAUACGUAAACCUACCAGAGGGAUACAUCGGUGAGCUGCACGCGGCAGAUCCCGAGGCGUACCACGAGUUCGGACUUAUGAGCAGAGAUGCAAUACUGAUGAGGUUCUUUCAUUCGGAUUCUUAUUAUCGGGAAACUCUGCUCGAUUCGAUUGACGAAACUUUGGAAUAUUUAUUUGAGUUCAAAUAAAAUGUAUUGUAGAACGAUGUAA